AUAUAAAAAAAGAUGAUACAACCACAGUCUCAGUAACUGCACCAAUGAGGUCAGCAAUGAGGUGUGAAGCAUAUGGUAGACCAUCACCAGUGAUAACUUGGCGAUUCAAUGGGAAUAUUCUCACAUCAGAGGAUAUAAGAAGAAAUAUUACUGAUUCUGUGAAUGGUUAUAGAGUUGACUCAACUCUUUUGAUUGCUUCAACAUCCAGUUCUGAUCAUGGUUCAUAUCACUGCACUGCAGCUAAUGUGUAUGGAAAUGCGACUAAGUUGAUUACCAAUUUGAAUGUGCUAUUUGCACCUGUGGUCACUGCUAGUCCCCAUACUUACAAUAUAAAUGUCAAUCUUUACAAUGAGGUCACAUUGACUUGUGUGUCAACAAGUAAUCCAGAGUCACGGGUGAUAUGGGUUGGAGAGGGAGGCGUUUUAAACGAUGUCUGUGCCGGUAAUUCAGACGAUUUUAAUGGAGCAGAGGCUGGAAUUGAAUAUUCUCAGAUUGAAAACAUGUUUCAUGAUUUCUCGGGUGAUUUGGGUGUUGCUUCACCUAGUCCUUCUGCUCACCCAAGAAACUGUACCAUCAACAUUGGAACUACAACACAAACUUUUCCUGUAUCUACAUCAGUACUGACACUUGGAAGUUUACUGCAUGAAAGCUCAAUGAAUUUUGUGUGUGUAGGUACCAAUGACAUUGGUGAUUCAUUGAGCACAGCAAGUAUUAGUCUAUCAUUAGAUGCCUCACCAUACUUUUCUCAGAUCCCCCUUGCUAUUCCAUCACUUUAUGUUGGUAGCACUGUAGAAUACAACUGCAGUGUCAUUUCAGUGACUCCAGUUAACAUCACAUGGCUACUAGAUGGCAUUGUAAUUGAUGAAGAAAUUUUGGAAUCAAAAACUCAAAAUGAAACGACUUCAACACUUGUUCUGUAUGACAUUGAAGUGGAUGAUGCAGGCAGAUAUACUUGCCAUGCUAAGAAUGAUAAUGGAACAUCAAGUCGAAGCUUCAUACAACAAAUAAGAGUCCCAGUAUUAUCACUAACGACUGAUGACAAUGUAGUGCAAGGAGAUGAUAGCAUUGAAAUGACUUGUACUGGUGAAGGGAACCCUCUUCCAGCAAUCACUUGGUCGUAUACUAAUGAGGUCACAGGAGAGACAAGGAACCUAACGAGUCCGGGCUAUACUAUUAACACUGUUCCACUACCGGAUCACGAUUAUCAAAUUGAAUCAGAGCUCAUUCUGAGUAAUGCAACUGUUGAGAAUGCAGGAAAAUACACUUGUACUGCUACUAGUGCUUUUCAAGAUCAAUCUACUAGCACCAAUGUUAAAGUUUUAGUUCCUGCUGUCAUAUCAGAGCCAAGCAGUGAUCAGAAACCCUUUUCUCCUAUUCUUGGAGCCACUGAUUUCACCAUACUCUGUGCAGCUACUGGAGUAUCUGCUCCUAAUGUAUCCAUUAUACGCUUAUCUUCCAAUCAGUCUGUUGGGACCUCCAUGAAAAUGAAACAAUUAGAUACUGGACUGAUACUAUCCGAGACCAGUCUGGUAUUUAAUACAGUCACAAGUGAUGCUGAAGGAUUGUAUGAGUGCCAAGCAAGCAAUGAAUUGGCUCAGUUGAAACACUCAUUUGUAGUAUCUGUUGAUGAUAACACGAUCUUCAACACUGAAUUUCAAGUGAUUGAUAUAGUCAUAGAGAGCAAUCUCACAAUCUCCUGCAAUAUAACCACUCAUGCUUCAGAUCCAGUCAUUAACUGGUAUCAUUCAGGAGUGAAACUAGGCACUGAUACUGAGAGAGUUUAUGCCAGUUCCUCUUCUUCAGUUAGAGAUGGUCUAACAACACUAGUCAGCACACUAACUAUAUCUGAUGUGGAAGUCUCUGAUGGUGGAAACUAUGUUUGUGAAGUAGUCAAUACGCAUGGUAGCUAUAAUGAAUCUAUCAGUCAAGUUAAUGUACAAGUUCCUCCUAGUGUUAGUGUGUCUCCAUCAAAUCUCACUUACAUUCAAGGGAUUAAUGCAAAUUUGUCUUGCAUUGGUACAGGACCACCAUUACCAUCUCUUCAAUUUGAUGGUGUCAACUGUAGCCCAUCCAGUGGCCCUCCAAUUUUGAUGCAUGGAAAUAGAUUCAGUGGUCACUGUCAGACAGUUGGUGAUAGUGUAAUUGUUAGUUUGACUGUCUCUGACAUUACAGAAUUAGGACCACUGGCAAUUGAAUGCAGUGCUACUAAUCCUGCAGGAGAUGAUACUGUUUUAGAAACAAUAUUCAUAACAGGUCUUUCUCUUACUGCUACACAACCUGAAAAUAUCUCUAUACCUGAUGGAGGCUUCCACACAUUUUCAUGUGCUGCCCAAGGUUACCCUUUACCUGAUAUUCAGUGGGGAAGUGAGAAUAACCUGUCCUUGAAUCAUGACAUCACGGUUGAUCAUGUUGGUCAAUUUGGGAUCAUUUCUAAUUUAACAAUAUACAAUUACACUGCAUCAAAUGAGGGAGAGUAUCACUGUAUAGCUAAAAACCAGUAUUAUGAACCUGUUUCAAGCACAACCGUAGUAUCUACCAAAUAUAUUGCUCCUUCUAUCAUUACGAAAUUGACUACUGAAACAGUUACUAUUAAUGAUAAUAUCAGCAUUAUAUGUACUGCAACUGGUCUACCUCCUCCUACUGUGAGUUGGAUGAAAGGGGGUAUCCCCACAAUGGGGAACAACUUGGUUAGUGAAGUUGCAGUUAACAUUGAUGGAACUCCAUCAGUGACUACCAGUACACUGACAUUAGCUGGUGUUACUCUAACUGAUGAAGGAGAAUAUACUUGUAUUGCAAGUAGCCCUGAGUUCAGUGGAACUGUUGAAAGAAUUGUCAAAAAUAUAACAAUAAUUGUUCCUCCUGUUGCCUCCAUAUAUCCUUCAUCAUUGGUUCACUUCAUCCCUGGACACAAUAAUUCCUUGAUUUGUGCAGGGACUGGUAAGCCAGCUCCUACUGUAUCUAUCAGUGGAUACCAGUGCUUUUAUGCUAAUACUCAAUCUGAAUGGACUGUAAAUGGUAUAAUCAUCAGGUGUAAUGCACAACAGGUGGGCGGUAUCUACAGCAUUUCAAUGUAUUACACAUUAACUGAAUUUGUGACCGACUUCUCUCCUCAUAACGUCACUUGUCUGGCUAUGAGCUCUGCAUUCGAUACAGUAGAGACUGCCACUUCACUUGUUCAAUAUCAAGUUUAUGAAUCAGUGUUGACUCAAGCACCAUUUGUCACACUACCUGAAGGAGCCACAUUCAACAUAUCAUGUACCAGCACUGGAUACCCUCAUCCUACACUUGACUGGUUGUACGGUGAUGAUAAUGGAGCUAUUGUCUACAAUGAUAGGCAUAUUAGGAGUCCUGAUGAGCCCAUUAAUGCUUAUACUGUUCAAAGUAUUUUGACAGUAAAGGAUCUGAUACCAGCGGAUGCAGGAGAGUACAAGUGUAGGGCUCAAUAUUCAAGUGGUCACUUGGUUCAUGCUACAUCACUUGCUGUGACUCCAUUCAAUGAUUGUGCAUCUAAUCCAUGUGUCAAUGGGUCUUGUACUGAUUUACUGAAAGAUUACACUUGCAGUUGUAACAAUUUAUACAUUGGGAAGAACUGUAGCAUAAAAAAAAACAUUACUUCAGAGGCACCAAAUAUCACUGAAAAUCCGGCAAAUGUCACAGAAGCUUUCCUUUUUGGUUCUUUUAAUGUUACAUGUGAAGCUGUUGCUAUGGGAGGCUUUGUACAAUAUAGCUGGCUAAGGGAUAAUGUUAAACUGGAUGAAAGUGGUGAUGUACUAUUUAUUAGUGAAGCUGUGCCAGAAGACAGAGGAUAUUACACUUGUGUAGCAGAGAAUGAAGCUGGAAAUAGCACUUCACAACCAGGACUUGUUGUUAUUCCUGGACUAUACCAGUAUGUGGCUGCAAUCAGCACCCAAGCUUCCAAAGCAACUGGUCAACUAGUUAACAUAGAAAACAUUACAGUUGCUAUGGGAGAAUGCCUUAGCUAUGAUGUACUCCCUGAACAAAAACACGACCAUCAUCUACUCUGUAUCACAGUGUCAUACUGCUUCCUGUGCAACAACUAAUGGGCUUGGCUCAGUUUUGAUCACAUUGUUUCAAACAGCUCCUCCACUUCAAUCGGACAACCUCAGAGAUUAUCUUUUUAAUAAACUAACAACA
This is a messenger RNA of Amphimedon queenslandica, 4155 nucleotides long. Its product is annotated as hemicentin-1-like. Gene Ontology annotation, molecular function: G protein-coupled receptor activity. Gene Ontology annotation, cellular component: plasma membrane. The coding region runs from base 45 to 4061 and encodes 1338 amino acids. Gene Ontology annotation, biological process: cell surface receptor signaling pathway; G protein-coupled receptor signaling pathway; homophilic cell-cell adhesion. The record is from RefSeq and is a predicted model, not a curated record. NCBI's taxonomy places the organism in Eukaryota, Metazoa, Porifera, Demospongiae, Haplosclerida, Niphatidae. The transcript has 19 exons.